Molecule: messenger RNA, 2475 nt
Organism: Rotaria socialis
Lineage: Eukaryota; Metazoa; Rotifera; Eurotatoria; Philodinida; Philodinidae
Source: the annotation of a GenBank genome assembly
AUGUAUCGAAAUCGAAAUACGAUAGAUCCUGCUCCGAAACAAUCGUCUAUAGCGAAUAUUUCAUCAUAUAUACCCUUAAUGGCUACACCUACAAGUGAUGAUAUUCAUUCUUCAACAAAAUUAUUGGCAAAUACUACGAGUGAAAUUCAAAAUCUUAUGAAUUCAUCAAAAACGAAUACAAAUCGUGAUUCGAAACGCGGUCGAACAAUAUAUCAACCAAAAGGAACGACAGCGUAUACAGUAGGCAGCAAUGAUACAUUAGAAAAGAUUGCUCUUCAUUUUAAUUUAAUACCGUCCGAAUUACUUCAACUCAAUAAGUUGAAUUCACGGAUUGUCUUUCCUGGUCAAACAAUCUAUGUACCUGAAGCAUCCUUUUCGAGCAUAGAUAAUAAACAACAAGUAUCUGCUGCAAUUACAAUUAAAUCUCCAUCAUCGACACUAAAAGCUAAAGAUGAUGAUGCAUUUGUUCUUAAUGAUCGUCGUUUAUCAAGUGAAUCUUCUCCUUCAGUUUCUCAACAAGAUAUUGGUCAUGUAGUUUGGUCGAUGACACGGCAACCAACAGCAAAGCCUGGCCAUGUUCAACGAUUAAAAAGUGAACCAAGUUCAGAAUGUGAGGCAUCAUCACGAACUAUUGAAGAUCGUUUAAAAACUGUUCAACAAGAUAAUCAUAAACAAGUUAGACAAAUAAAAAAAUCUUUAUCUAUAGAAGAAAAUCAACAAUUAGAUGACGAAUGUUUACAACGUUUUAUUAAACUUAAUGUUCGAUUAAUGACAGAAGAUCAUAAAAAUGUGGCUGGUACAUUACUGGUUACACCAAAUGCUGUCAUGUUUGAUCCUGAUGUCCUUGAUCAAUUAGUUAAAGAAUAUGGUAUCGAUAAAUAUGGACUAAUAAUUCGGAUGGAUUUGCUUGCUGGCAUUGCCUUAUAUGAAGAUAUCGCAAUGUAUGAACAUGAAGCGACACUAAGGGAAGAGGAAAAACGAAAGAUGUGCCAUUCAACAAGUAUAAAAGGUCUUGAACAAGCUGCAACUUUAGUGUCAAAUAAUGAUGAAGACGAUAUACAUGAUAUAAUGUCAUUAUUAUUAGAUAAAAUUGAAAAAGAACUAGAAGAUGCGCCAACAGAUCCUUCUCGUGUGUUAUUUGAUAUAUCGUCUAUUUCGUCUCGUCGCAAAUCAUCAGAAAAACAAAUUUUAAAAAAUGAAGAUUUAUUUCAAUCAUCCGAUGAUCAUCAGCAUUCCAUAGGAAUCUUAGUUGAUAUAGACGAUAUCCCAUUACAUACAUGUCAUUUGGAAAAUUGUAUCCCUGCUGAUCAAUAUAACAAACGCUUCGGUGAAAUUGAUAAAUUAUUACAACAACAACAUGAUAUGCAUGUAACACCACAUGCAAUUGAAAAUCCAUAUUAUUUAUGCAUAAAAACAAGUAUACUUCUAAAAGAUAAUUUAUCAAUCCAAGACAAGAAUGAUAGGACAAGUAUUGAUUAUGUUUAUGGAAAAAAAGAACUUGAACAUGAAUAUUGGUUUUCUGUACCAAAAGAAAAAAUUGAUCAUCUCUAUGCAUUUUUUCUUCGUUGGAGUCCUGAACGUGCUAUAUGCUCGUUAUCCGACGAUAGUCAUUCCGAUAAUAAUAUUUCAUUAAAUCAAGCUAAUCGCUAUUCAUCUCGUACACAAUCGAAACAAAAUGUAAUUUCGUCUGCUCAAGGUUUUGUUUUAUUGGCAAAUGAUGAUCCUGAAUUAACAGAUGAUUAUUUAUUAUCUAAUGACAAAAACAAGAAUACAUCAAAUAGUCAAACAACAAUAACAUCACAUGAUCGUAGUACACAAUCAAGAAAACAACAUUAUUUAAAACGACAAAAUACAUUACUUAAAGAAUGGGAGAUUAUUAGUGUCGAUGAAAUUUAUCGACGUAUCAAUGCAACACAAACAAAUAAUGCAAAUUCAUCUAAUUUUGGUAUUCCACCACCAAAACUUCUUCAACCAUCAACACUCAUCGAUGAAGAAAAAUCUAAAUCAAUUUUGCUUGAAUUACCACCACGUGUUCAUGGUCUUAAUUGGCAAAUACUAUUUAGUACAGAGGCAAAUGGAUUUAGUUUAAACCAAUUGUACCGUCGAUCGAUGCAAGUGGAUGUUGAUAAUCCAUCAUUACUUAUUGUAAAAGAUAUUGAACAAAAUAUAUUCGGUGCUUACGUUUCACAACAAUUAAUGAUUAGUGAAGGUUUUUAUGGUACUGGAGAAACAUUUCUCUUCACUUUUCAUCCACAAUUUCGUGUGUUUCAUUGGACUGGUAAUAAUCAAUUUUUCAUCAAAGGUGACGUCAAAGCUCUUGGUUUGGGAAGUGGAGAAGGUACUUAUGGUUUAUGGCUUGAUGCUGAUUUAUAUCAUGGCCGAACAUGCCCAAGUAAAACAUUUAAUAAUACAAGAUUAUCAUCAAAAGAAGAUUUUAUUAUUGCAAGCAUUGAGCUUUGGACAUUUAUUGAUUAG